CACUACUCUGUAAGUAAACAUCGAAGCAAGCAGAUUAAUCAGAAUGUUAAAUUCAACAUUUCCAUUGUUUUUCAUUCAUCGAGUGUAUCGAAGGAAGUUAAAGAUAAGAAUACCUGAUGAUAACAAUUUUUUGUUUACAGCAUUGCAACUUUUGAAUCUGAAGAAAAUUGUAUUCUGUAAACAUAGCUAGUAUUUAAAGAGCGCCAAGCUUAGAAUGCAGAAAGACUGAUUUAUUUUGCAGAAGUGGUACGAAAAUUAUAGAAAUAUUAAAAAAUAUUUCAAAGAAUUGUGUUUAUUAAUUCGCUUAAUUAUUUAUUACAUUUUAUACGACAAUUGUGGCUUACCAUGACACCACACAGUAAUAUUUUUUGGCUUUUAAAUAACCCUUAUAAAUAUUAUUAUGAAAAAUUACGUAUAUCGAUUUUAAAAGAAGCCAACGAAAUAAUAUUAAACAUGUUUAGAUAAUAUAAUACAUUAUUCUGGAUUGAAACGACAAACAGUUUGAACACUAAACUAUACAGCAUCAAUUACGGAGAUGGCUAAGGACUUUCCUUAUGAGAUGAGACCUUUCAAUACGGAAGAAAAUGAACAGCUCAAAGAAUGUAUUCAAGUGUCUUCGAAGUACUACCGCGUGGGUCCUAAAGGUUACGUAGUCUCCAAGGGAUACACGGAUGAUGCUGCUGAAAUUUACAAUUUUCUUCUUAGGCCCGAUGAUGUAUUUGUCGUCAGUUUUCCGAAAUCAGGAACAACUUGGACUCAAGAAUUAGUCUGGUUAAUAUUAAACGGUUUAGAUUAUGAGAAAGCCAAGAGCAUCCCUUUGACUGAAAGAUCGCCAUUUUUAGAACUUCUGGGUUUCAUGGAUGCAGAAGAUAUGUCUAUGGAAGAUAGGAAUCCUCUUGAAAAGACAUUUAUGCCCCUCUCUAUUAAACAGUUAAACGAAUUACCUUCACAGAGAAUUUUAAAAAGUCAUUUACCUCUAUCUUUGCUCCCGCCCACUCUAUUAGAUAACACCAAGGUCGUGUACAUAGCUCGUGACCCGAGAGAUGUCGCUGUAUCCUACUAUUAUCAUUACAAAUUGAUGCGUUUCACGUCACCAGAGAGGGAUUUCAAAUCAUUUUGGAAACAAUUCAUCAAUAAUAACUUGACUUGGAGCCCUUAUUUCGCUAGUUUUCUAGAGGCUUUUGAAAAGCGAGACCAUCCCAAUAUGCUGUUUCUAUUUUACGAAGAGCUUUCUAAGGAUUUAUCUGCAGUCAUUCGAAAAGUGGCCGAUUUCUUUAAUAAAAAACUGUCCGAUGAGCAAAUAGAAGGACUGAGAGAACAUCUUAAGAUAGAUAAUUUCAAGAAGAACAGAUCUGUUAAUUUACAGGAUUUGCAAGAUAAAGGUAUAUUUAGAAGUGAGGGCGGUUUCAUAAGAAAAGGAAAAGUGGGCGGUUGGAGAGAUUACUUUGACGAGGAAAUGACAGCUGAAGCGGGGAAAUGGAUAAACGAAAAUCUUAAGGGAACAGAGUUCAGAUUUCACCAUUUUUGUCAUCGAAAAAUCUGAUGCACGCUGAGCCUACGUCCUUCCGUAAAUCCGGACCAAGCUUCGCCUCUUUGCUCCGCAUGACAGCAAAGUAUCGGAAUAUUUGGCCUGUAUCUGUGCUACCUUCUGUUUAAAACUUGGAUAUCUUCACAGAUAGUGUGAAUAGACUGUUAAUGAGAUAGUGUUAAUACGAUUGAAGUUUAUUUAAACAUGUCGCCGCUGAUAUAAGAAAA
Messenger RNA from Danaus plexippus (monarch butterfly), 1755 nucleotides. RefSeq names its product luciferin sulfotransferase-like. Gene Ontology annotation, biological process: sulfation. The record is from RefSeq and is a predicted model, not a curated record. Gene Ontology annotation, cellular component: cytoplasm. Lineage: Eukaryota; Metazoa; Arthropoda; Insecta; Lepidoptera; Nymphalidae. Gene Ontology annotation, molecular function: sulfotransferase activity. The transcript is spliced from 10 exons. Bases 536 to 1543 code for a protein of 335 amino acids.